CGGACUUCCGGUGGUGCCUUUUCUCGCUGGAUAACGAUGGCUUUCCCAGAGUUUACAUCGGAAUAAUUAAAGUGGUUGAUGGAGACCGUCCCCGUUCCGUCUGCUCUCGCCUCGUGUCUUUCCACGUUGCUUCCCUGCGGCUUUGCCGUGGGGCCUUCACGGCUCUGUGGGGGCAGGAUGGGGCUGUGGUGGGUCGGCCGCUCGCUGGAGGCUGGGUCCCUGCUAGGGAAGGAGGGGGACACGGAGUGGGCAUCCAAGUAUCACACUGACCCGAUUGCUCACGGCCGAGACGGUCAACUCCCGAUGAACUCUGAGUCCAGAGCGGGUCAGACCAACAGUUCAGAGGCAGAAGAGGUGCUGAUGGAGAUCGCAGCAAAUAAAGAAACUUUCCUAGAAAGAGCCGUCUGGAUCAAAUUUGCCUGCCAGGCGCGAAGCCGAGGCCAGCAGAACGUGGCAGUGCAGUGUGCCUGUGGAGAGGUGUGUGCGGGCGAGUGUGUGGAUGUGCGUCUGCGUGUGUGUCAGGACAUCCAGCCAGGGACAGAGCUACUGUUGUACGAAGACGCCGUGAGAAAAAGUCAGACGACAGCCAAACCUGAUGCACAGGACAUCUCCACAGGACGUACAGAAAACAAAGUGGAACCAGAGACUGCAGCUACCAACAUAUCAAUUGUUCAAGAGAAGGGAGAGGAGACAGAGGAUAAACAAGAGGAAGAGGAGGAUGAAGAACAGCACAGAAACCUGCACAGGUGCAUCAAGAGGAGUCACCUGACCACACACCUGAGGAAGAGGAGAGCCGCCAAAACCACUCAUACUCACACAGACAAUGAUAAUAUCACAACAGCAGGUGGACACACAGACAGGACAGGUGGACACACAGACAGGACAGGUGGACACACAGACAGGACAGGUCCAGCUGCUGUGGACAGACAGUCACACUGUAAACCCACAGACAGACAGACAGACUCAGGAGACCUCUCUGCACCUCCUCCCGUCCGCUGCAGCUCCCGCCUGGCGGCUAAACCACGACGCAUUCACUGUCUGAGCAGCCGGGGGAAGCAACCCCCUGCUGUCCUCGACCCACCCGGACAGACAGAGGGACAGAGCCAGAGCUCAGCUGAGGACGACACGUCUGUCACAGAGAAGGAGGUUCCCAUGAAGAUCUCCCACCCUGAUGCUGAGGAGACCGCAGCAGCACAUGAUGCCGGGGCGACUCUUUCACGGCAUCCAGAGGUCAGAGAGAGGCGGUACAGAUGUUCCAGCUGCGGGAAAAAGUUCUACCAGAUCGGUCACUUAAAGAAACACCAGUUCAGCCACACAGCAGAGAAACCCUUCAGCUGCCAGGAGUGUGGGAAGAGCUACACCUCUGCAGAGAGCUUCAGAGCACAUCAGAUGAGUCACCGUGGAGAGCGUCCCUUCUCCUGCCCUCACUGUGAGAAGACGUAUGGCUUGAAGCGGGACCUGAAGGAGCACCUGGUCCUGCACACCGGGGAGAAACCUUACGUCUGCGAGCACUGCGGCAAAGCAUUUGCUCGCCGCCCCUCCCUACGCAUCCACCGCCUCCUUCACUGCAGCAGGAUGAUUUACACACAGCCUCCUAAGGUGCAGUGUACAAUCUGCCACAAGCUGCUGGCCAACUCGGGCUCUCUGAGGAACCACAUGAAGCUCCACACGGGGGAAAAACCUCACAUCUGUCAGCACUGUGGGAAGUGCUUCAGUCAGAAAGGGAACCUCGAGUCUCAUCUGAGGAUUCACAACGGGGAGAAGCCGUAUCCCUGCACCGAGUGCAACCAGAGCUUCUCCCAGAAACCAGACCUGCGCCGGCACAUGUUCUCCCACACCGGAGGAGGUUUCCUCUGCAGCUACUGUGGGAAAUCUCUGAGGGACCCGCACAGCCUCAAGUCCCACGAGAGGCUGCACACUGGAGAGAGGCCCCAUCGCUGCCCUGUCUGUGGAAAAGGCUACACUUUGGCCACAAAGCUGCGGAGACACAUAAAGUCAUCCCACAUGAUGGAGAAGCCGUUCAGCUGCCACUGCGGCGCUUCCUACACUGUGAGACAAAGUCUGCUGAGGCACCAAGCUCGGCACCGGGCCGAUGGAGGAAGUCAGGAGGAGGUCAGGGCGGAGGAGUCAGAGGGAGGUCACAGAGAGGAGGCGAAGAACAGCAGCACAAAGGACGUGCAAGAGUCAGCGGCUUCAUGCUCAAGUCACCCGAAGCCGAUCAGAGGCAGACCCAAGAAGAACUCACUCCCUCCAGGUGAGGGAGAGAAGGAGGAGGGUCAAGGGAAGAGGAAAAGGACACAAGGAAAAGGGGAGGAAAAGGACGCGGGGAAAGUUCAAGAGGCAGGAGGAGACGAGGAGGCGUCAGGUAACAUCCAACACGUCGUCUACAUCCACACAGACAGCCUGUCCACGCCGAGCUCCGCCCCUCUGCUGCUCACCUCCGAGAGCUCGCUGCCUGCAGGGACGGGGGAGGAGCUGGUGGAGGUGGUGAUAUCAGAGGGCACAGAGCAGUGCAUUGUGGUCCACGGGCAGCAGCAGACAGUAGGAGAGCUGCUGAUCUUACAGGAGGAGGGGAGCGGACUCUGCUCUGUGGCGCAGACAGUCGAGAUAAACACAGUGUAGCCUAAACAAACAGACUCUGGAGAGAUGUUUCAGAGACGUGAGAUCAUCUCAGCUGUUCAAAGCAGAUAUCAUUAAUUCAUCAUGUGCAGUACGUCUCUGUCAACGUCACGACCCACUACAAGUGCAUCUCUCCAGUUUAUUAUUCUUUGUAUACCCCAGAUGCCUUUUAGCAGCCUCCACAGAACAGAUGUGAACUCAUUAGAUGUUAUUAGCUGCUGGUUGUACACCUAGGCAGGGAGAGCAGUAGCAACAGCGACUGUGAUGUUUCCCAGUCGAGGACUAGAGAACUUAAAGUCCUGCCCUAUCCUUCUGCCUCGCUACGAUGCCAGCGUGUUCUUCUGUUGGUGUAGAGACUGGUCCCUGAGCCUCUUCACUCAGUCUUUUGUUGUGCUUGUUGAACAUCAGCGCUCUUUGAUUCGGAGUGGCUGACACCCAAAGCUGACAUCUACCGUGGAUGCUUAAGAUAAAGCAAACACUCGAGCUGUCAGCGUCCAUUUGAAGAUGUGCUGAGAAUAUCUCAUGAUGUCGUCUGCAUUUAGUCAGUUUAUCCUCUGGAGUUAAAGCAAAUAAAACGGCAAAAUACAGUCAGAGAUGAAA
Epinephelus fuscoguttatus (brown-marbled grouper) is the source of this 3219-nucleotide messenger RNA. It is a transcript of the gene znf408, whose product is annotated as zinc finger protein 408. The transcript is spliced from 9 exons. Gene Ontology annotation, biological process: negative regulation of transcription by RNA polymerase II. NCBI's taxonomy places the organism in Eukaryota, Metazoa, Chordata, Actinopteri, Perciformes, Serranidae. The record is from RefSeq and is a predicted model, not a curated record. Gene Ontology annotation, molecular function: DNA-binding transcription repressor activity, RNA polymerase II-specific. The coding region runs from base 79 to 2622 and encodes 847 amino acids.